ACCCUCUACAGACCCUCUCCUGGUUAAAGAACUGGCCUGAAGACCAGGUCCUGAGCAUCCAUCUGGACCAGACCAAUAGCAUGGAUGAGUCAAACCCGGGCACCUUGGCUGCUCACAUUAAGACAGAAGUUUGCAGUGAGGACUGUGGAGCAUCAGAAGCAGACUUUGAUCCAGCAGGCGGUGCUGACGCAGCGAGCAAUGGCCGACUGCACACUGAGCGCUCUGACACUGAUGACAGUGGAGACUACUGGAGGGAGGCCUCAGGACUGUGGCAGCCAGAGGAGUCAGGAGAGACAGAAGGGCAGAGUUCAGAGGGGAGGAGCUGCACUGGUCUGUCACACCAGCUCCCCCCGGUGUUCAGCUGUAAAGUCUGUGGUGAGGCCUUCCAGCAGAGGACUUAUCUCCUCACUCACACUUUGGCACAUCUGAGAGACUGUGGCGUGUGCGGGAAACAUCUGGAGCAUGGCGAGACCCUGAAGCUGCAUCUCAGAGUUCACAGAGAAUCAUCGUUCCACUGCAGCGUCUGCGGGCAGAGAUUCACCCUGAGGGACAACCUGAGGACGCACAUGAGGAUCCACUCAGGCGAGCGCCCAUACAGCUGCACUGUCUGCGGGAAGAGCUUUGGCAGGAGGGCCACACUGGUGCAACAUAUCCGCAGCCACAUGGGCGAGAAGCCGUUCAUUUGCACAUACUGCGGCCGUGGCUUCGUGGAGAAGGGCAACCUGACAGUGCACCUGCGGACGCACACUGGCGAGAGGCCAUACUGGUGCUCCCUGUGCGACCAAGUAAACAACUGUCAACGACGCUCAGAGAAAAGAUUUUUCCUGUUUUCUCCUCAGUCCUCGGUCCAAACUGCCUUUAAAAUGUCGAAAAUAGAGAUGCUGAGGGUCUUGAUCAACCAGCGGCUCACCGCGGCCGCAGAGGAGAUCUUCGGGGUGUUCGGUAGGACAAUAGCUGAGUACGAGGAGGAGCUCUCCCGCUCCAAGCUGGAGAUCGAACGCCAGCGCCGGCUGUUGGACCUCUCCACGAAGCCGCAGAUAUCUCUGCAGAUCAGCAGCACAGCUAUCUCCGAGCAGCGGGAGUGGCGCUCCGACCUGGAUGAAAUGAAGCCUCCUCACAUCAAAAAGGAGGAGGAGGAUCUGUGGCCAGCUCAGCAGGAGGAGUCGCCCCAGAUCACAGAGCAGAACGACGUUAAGUUUGUGUUGUUCCAGAGCGGCGAUGUGAGAAACGAGCAGGAGAACAACCACAUGACCUCCUCGCUCCCAUGCCAGGACCCAGGUGAUUCAGGGCUCGACCCCCACCUGGGGACCUCAGUCCAACAGACCUGCUCCGAUCUUGAUGAGGACGCUCCUGAAACUUCAGAUCCAGCUUCAGGUAAUGGCCAGCCCAACUGUGCCGAACUGGAAGCUCUGCUGUCUGAGGUGGUGGACUCGUACAUUUGCACCAUCUGCGGCCGAGCGUUUGCUCAGCGCGUCCACUGGACCAAGCACAUGCAGAUGCAUCGGAAAGUAGGGACCAAAGUUGACAAGUCAUACACGUGUGACAUUUGUGGGAAGAGACUCACACGGUUUGAUGGCUACCAGAAACACCUGCGGAUCCACACGGGCGAGAAGCCGUACUGCUGCGACGCCUGCGGCCGCAGAUUCAGUGACAACUCCAACUACAAACGGCACAUUCGCACACACAUGGGACCAAAAACACAGCAGAGCUUGGGCUGAAGAUACGUCGAGCUUCAUGUCGAACCUUCGUCUUAGCAAGAGACAAACAAACCACAGCUGGGACACGUCUUCGCUGACGUGGAUCGUCCUGAUGUUUCUGUCUCCAUUUUUGCCCCCAUCCACACUGAACUGCUGCUUUUGUCUGUGACAGUGCGGCUCACUGAAAAAUCUUUCCAGAGUGAAACAGACCUCAGCACAUCGGCAUUGCAUUUGAGAGUGGACACAGGAAACACCAGUUUAUAAGUCUGUGUUUUUUAGUGUAAGUGAGAAUCUGCUCUCACUUUGUCAUCUCAGACUCUCUGAGCUUCCACAUGAUGGUGAUCACACGAAUCCCCAGUUAGCUGCUUUUGUAACUUUUUACUGUUAUGACUGAUCAGGCUCCUGGUGUCACCCUCUAAAAUUGGUGAAUUCACUGAAUGAUCACAGCGAGUCAGAGGAGACAGAACAGACCCAGAGAAGAACCCAUUUUGUUCUGCCAUUAAACAGAAGAGAAGGAUAAUGGCAUUUCCCAGCAGUUUUCUUGCACCAACCUUUCAUUGUUUACAGAUAAACUGAUGAGAAGCUGUUGGCAUGUUAAUGGAUUUUUCAUAUUUAUUCAUGUUAAUAUGAGUAUCGGCCUCAGCGAGAAAGAAGAGACGUGCUGUAUUUUUAUAUAUAUUUAACAGACAUUUGUACACUGGAGGAAACAGUGUUGUCGCAGACUGGUGAAGCUUGUGUCCAGUAAAGAUCUUUUAGUUUUUUAAUGGUAACGAGUGCAGAGGUGUGCAGCACAAAAACCAUGGUUUUGAUUUAAGGCAGAAGAACAUGGAAACAAAGAAGUGUGCACUAGUGAUGUCCAAUUGACACCAUGACACCUAUAUCGAACCACUGCAUCAUUUGUAUCGAGUAUUGGUUCAUUCA
Monopterus albus (swamp eel) is the source of this 2618-nucleotide messenger RNA. RefSeq names its product zinc finger protein 629-like. Gene Ontology annotation, biological process: regulation of transcription by RNA polymerase II. The annotation marks the transcript as partial. The record is from RefSeq and is a predicted model, not a curated record. Gene Ontology annotation, cellular component: nucleus. Lineage: Eukaryota; Metazoa; Chordata; Actinopteri; Synbranchiformes; Synbranchidae. The transcript is spliced from 3 exons. Gene Ontology annotation, molecular function: DNA-binding transcription factor activity, RNA polymerase II-specific.